Molecule: messenger RNA, 465 nt
Organism: Pan troglodytes (chimpanzee)
Lineage: Eukaryota; Metazoa; Chordata; Mammalia; Primates; Hominidae
Product: glutathione S-transferase theta-1-like
Exons: 2
Coding region: 83-367 (94 amino acids)
Biological process (GO): glutathione metabolic process
Cellular component (GO): cytoplasm
Molecular function (GO): glutathione transferase activity
Source: RefSeq, a predicted model, not a curated record
AGGGAGUUGCAGUAUAGGGGAGGUCCUCCCCUGAAGGUGAAGGUGGGGAGAAAACCUGGUCAAAUCACCCUGAGUAUGAGCAAUGAAGCCACCUGGCCCUGACAGGCUGGAGAAAAGAUCUCUGACAUCCCCUGCCCACAGCGUGGUCAUCGUUUUAUACCUGAGUCGAAAGUACCAGAUACGGGGACACUGGUACCCAUCUGAGCUGCAAGCCCACACCUGCGUGGAUGAGUACUUGGUGUGGAAGCAUGUCACCAUCCAGCUGCCUGCCAUCAAUGUCUACCUGUGCAAGCCCAGUCUCUCCUGCCCCACUUCUCCGGACAGCCUGCAGAUGCUGCACAGCUGGAGCGGCUGUUGGGGAGGCUGAUGCCAGCCCUGAAGCACCUGGAUGGGGGGGGUGCUGGUGGCCAGGCCCUUCCUGGCAAUGGAGCAGAUCUCCCUGGAAGACUUGGUGCUGACGGAGGU